Messenger RNA from Micropterus dolomieu (smallmouth bass), 5284 nucleotides. It is a transcript of the gene oga, whose product is annotated as O-GlcNAcase. The record is from RefSeq and is a predicted model, not a curated record. NCBI's taxonomy places the organism in Eukaryota, Metazoa, Chordata, Actinopteri, Centrarchiformes, Centrarchidae. Gene Ontology annotation, molecular function: beta-N-acetylglucosaminidase activity. The coding region runs from base 338 to 3121 and encodes 927 amino acids. Gene Ontology annotation, biological process: glycoprotein metabolic process. The transcript has 18 exons.
ACAGGAAGAACCGACUAAAACCAGGGCAAAUCUGGAAGAAAAAUGCUCGGACAAAACGAACAGGCGUCUUGUUUUUCCGGAUAAAUUAACCAGCAUAACUUUUGUACUCUACCACCUGAUAGUAAUUUCGAUUACAUCUUGUAGAAGUAGGUGCAGUUUUUUCGACAAUUUUGAUAGACGCUAAUGCCGUAAGAAACCUAACGUUAGACAGACAGUGACGCGAUAUAUUUCCUUUAGGUUUUGCUCUUGCGAAUUUGUCUGCUAGACUGCAUUUUACUCAGUGCUCUCUGAAGUCGUCUGAAUUGUGUGAUUUUUCCGCAGAGGAAAAUCUCUAAAAAUGGUUCAAAAAGAUCAGACGCUGGAGACGCCUCCAGUGGACGGCGAGCCGAGCCCCAGCCCAGUCUCCGGAGAGGCUUGUGCUGAGGCCCCCGGCCCGGUGGGAGAGUCCGGCAUUGCAGUCGAGCCGACGGGCCACAGAAAAUUCAUAAGUGGAGUCGUGGAAGGCUUUUAUGGUCGACCAUGGACAAUGGAGCAGAGGAAAGAGUUGUUCAGAAGACAACAGAAAUGGGGACUGAACACAUACCUGUAUGCACCCAAAGAUGACUACAAACACAGAAUGUUCUGGAGAGAGCUGUACUCAGUGGAAGAAGCAGAGCAACUUAUGACUUUAAUUGGCGCUGCUAAGGAGCAUGGGAUAGAGUUCAUCUAUGCCAUUUCUCCUGGACUGGACAUCACCUUCUCCAAUCAGAAAGAGGUUUCUGCACUCAAGAGGAAACUUGAUCAGGUUACUCACUUUGGCUGCAAGUCAUUUGCCUUACUUUUUGAUGACAUUGACCACAACAUGUGCCCUGCUGACAAAGAGGUGUUCAGCUCAUUCGCACAUGCUCAGGUUUCCAUUACCAAUGAAAUCUACCAGUACCUGGGAGAGCCUGAAACCUUCCUCUUCUGUCCCACAGAGUACUGUGGAACAUUCUGCUACCCAAAUGUCUCACAGUCCCCCUACCUCCACACAGUAGGCGAAAAGCUACUGCCUGACAUUGACGUGCUAUGGACAGGCCCCAAGGUGGUGUCCAAAGAUAUUCCAGUGGAGUCUAUUGAGGAGGUGUCAAAAAUCCUAAGAAGAGCCCCUGUUAUCUGGGACAACAUUCACGCCAAUGACUAUGACCAAAAGAGGCUUUUCUUGGGUCCAUACAAAGGCCGCUCCACAGAGCUCAUUCCCAGGCUGAAGGGAGUCCUCACCAACCCUAAUUGCGAGUUUGAGUCCAACUUUGUAGCUAUCCACACUCUGGCCACCUGGUACAAGUCUAAUAUGAAUGGGGUGCGCAAGGAUAUUGUCAUGACGGAUGGUGAGGACAGCACCGUGUCCAUCCAGAUAAAGUUAGAGAAUGAGGGCAGUGAUGAAGAACUGGAGACAGAUAUGCUCUACAGCCCACAGCUUGCUCUAAAACUGGCUCUCACAGAAUGGCUGGGGGAAUUUUGUGUUCCUCAUCAAUACAACAGCCGACAGGUGCCUCAGAGUGGUGCCAAGAGCGCAGCCAUCGACGUGUCGUCCAUGGCUGCUCCCUCUCUGUGCUCUUCCACAACAGUCACGACUGUGUUCCAGCAGCCUAUCAUGUCUCCAGCCAUGCCGCCUCUUUGUCUGGAUCCACUCUCACACCCCAUGGCAAAAAGAGCUCAGGAUGUUGAGGAGGUGGAGGUGGAGAAGAAGGAUUCAGAUGAGGAGCCCAUGGAGAUGGUGGUUGAGAAGAUGGUAGAUGAGCCAGAGACAGAAGCAGAAGGCGUCCCAGAGGAGAAGCACGUUGGUCCUAUCUUAGCCGACAAGAUGGCUGAGGACCUGAAGCCCAUGGAUACAGACAAGGAGAGUCUGGCAGAGUCAAAGUCCCCUGAAGAGUCUAUCCAGGAGGACUCUGGGAGCGAUAUCGCCCCUAUGCAGACAGAUGAUCAGCUCAAACAGGUGCCACAAACAUUUGAAGUGUUUGUGCCUGGGCCCGACGAGAAGCCCCUGUACAAAGCAGAGCCCCUCACUAUUGAGGACCUGAGCUUGCUGGCAGAGCUCUUCUACUUGCCUUAUGAACAUGGAAACAAGGCCAUGCAGAUGUUAAAGGAGUUCAACUGGCUAAGAGCUAACAGCAGCGUCGUCAGUGUCAACUGCAAGAGAAAGGAGACUGAAAAGGUGGCAGAAUGGCAAAUGAGGGCAGAGAAGUUUGAGGAGAUGUGCUGCUCAGUCAUCCAGAUGUUCACACGGCUGUCCAAUUCAGCCAACCGCACCAUCCUAUACGACCUCUACUCUUACAUCUGGGACAUCAAGAGCAUCAUUUCUAUGGUCAAGUCUUUUGUCCAGUGGCUAGGGUGUCGUAGUCAGUCCUCAGCACAAUUCCUUAGAGGAGACCAAGAGCCCUGGGCCUUUAGGGGAGGUCUAGCAGGAGAGUUCCAGAGAUUGUUGCCAAUCGAAGCGGCAAACGAUCUUUUCUACCAACCUCCACCUUCAAUGCCAACCUCCAAACUCUAUUCCAUAAGGCCAUACUUUCCCAAAGAUGAGGCUGCGGUUUAUAAAAUCUGUAAAGAAAUGUACUGUGAAGGAAUGGAAGAUGUACCUUUCUCUGAUGAGGAUCCUGACCUCAUAGGAGACAGGUUAGUAGGAGGUCUCCUGACGCUAAGUUCAGAGUAUGGGUUUGUGCUAGAGGAUGAUGAAGGGAUUUGCGGUUAUGCUCUUGGUACAGUGGAUGUCGAGCCCUUCAUCAAGAAAUGCAAGUUGAGCUGGAUCCCCUUCAUGCAAGAGAAAUACCACAAACCGGACUGUCAGAAAGACCUGACAGAGGCUGAGAAGAUGAUGCUGAGUUUCCAUGAAGAGGAGGAGGGUCUUCCAGACUCUUUCCACUCCAACUUUCCCUCUCUCAUAAAGGUUGACAUUCACGCCAAAGUCACUGACCCCAGUGUGGCCAAAAGCAUGAUGGGAUGUCUUCUAUCUUCUCUCAAGGCCAACGGGUCCCAUGGUGCGUUCUGUAAGGUUCGUCAGACUGAUAAGAGAAUGUUGGACUUCUAUAGUAAGCUAGGAUGCUUUGAAGUGGCCAAAAUGGAGGGCUUCCCCAAAGACGUCAUCAUUAUGGGACGCAGCCUAUGAAGAAACGUCCUGCUACAAUAACAGAGACAGAGAGCAAGUCAACGUGGCUUGAACAUGUUUGCUACCUUCAUGAGAAAAACUUCCAUGAUGAUUUUAUACUACAUUACCAUCAGGGCUAGCCCCGAGAAAACCUCUUUUUAGGAUUUGUGUACAGAAGCACAGCAGUCGCACACACAGAUUCCCUGCGCUGCCCUUAGAUAUUAUGGCUCUGUUGGAGUCAGCAGAUCUGAAGCUAAAAGGCAGAGGAGUGAUCUGUAGUCUGCUGAUUUGAGCCAGCAUGGAAGAGUGGCACUCCAGCAUUGAUUUCUGGGGUGCCACUACUCGUAUACCUCCAGGAGGCAGGAAGUGAUAACUCCAUAAGCCUUUUUCUGAUUUAAACCUGUAGCCAUUACAUGGAAAGCGCCCGCAUGCCCUAACGCAAAGUGUCUGUACCUGAAAUGGAAGCAGAGCUGUGAAAUGAGGGCGGCCUGUGUCUCAGGUAGUGUCUCGCUACCCCUGCGUCCUGCUUCCCCAGCUUUAACAUAGAGAAAUAACACAGCUGCCAACAGAAGUAGGACACUUUCAUACAGGAUGUGAGGUGCUACGUGAGGGUUUGCCUUCCAUCAUCACAUCGUGGUAUUUCCACAACAGACUUGGAGAAAGAAGCCUUUUAUGUGGCUUGUCUCGAACAAAAAGUGAUGAGUAUAAGUAGGAAAUUUUAUAGUUUUCCGUGUGAAAAUCUUAAUCAAAGAUUGUGACACACCAGCAAGGGAAAAGUAUUUGUUGAGACUGUAACGAAAAUUAAACCAGGAGGUCCUCAGAAUUUCAGUUGAAGUAAUAGUAGACAUUUGGAAAGCACGAGGAAAGCUACCAGGUUUACAAACAUGGUUCCCAGUCAGUUUCUGUUCAGUGCUUUGCUUGUGGCCAUUUAUUAUUUUUUAUAAUUCUGCUGUUUUUUGUGCUAUUGCCUUUUGGUUCAUUGCUUUUUGUAUUUUAGGUUUAUAUUGCAGGCCCCAGUGUCUACUGUGUAAAGGCUUUCUAACAUGUGUCACUCAGACUGAGCUAGAAGGAAUUUUUUAUUUUUUUUUUGGACAUCUGCCUUGUUGUUGCUCAAAUUCCAGAGAUGUAGCUUGACAGUGACAGUCGCAUGUCUUAGUUUUGCCCUGCCAGAUCCGGGAGGUCACUGUCAGAGAAAGCUCAGACCAUCUCAGCAGCAACAACCCUCCUGUGAUCGUAAAGCUGCUCAGUUUCUUCUUAACCACUAAUUCCAAACCUGACUUGUAAAGCAGCUGGUGAUCUGACCUGUGUUCUAGAGAUGUGCUGUGCUGGAAAGUUAUCUUUUGCUUGUCAUAGGUAAUAGAAAGUUAUAAGUUUUCAACUAUCAUCUUGCACCCCUCCCUUGCAUUGUUUCAGCAUUCUCUGGAAUGAAAGUCUUCUCAGUUGAACCUUGCCAAGCACCCUUGGUAUCGCAGAGGUUGUUAAAUCCAGUCACCAAAGUGACACUGACUCCCACACUGUUGAACUGUUAAGGUGUGGCAGGGCUUGGAGCAGAAAUUCCGAGGCCUUUUCCUAUUUGUCCAUGUUGAAUGUUUUAUAUUCUGACUCGUUUCCCAUUUGUUUUUGUAAAUGUAUGUAGUUAAUUUAAAAUAAAAGCAGUUGGGACUAUUGAUAGGAGUGUUCUGCUGGUUUCAUGUGGAUCAUCAGUUGCUCUCCAGUGGCUGCUGCCAAUGUGAUGUUUUGAUACUGUGUACAUUCAUAAUGUGCAUGAGGUGUACUGAAAUUGGUGUGGCGGUCAUUAGAAUAACCUCAUCUUGUGCUACAUAGAGCAAGAAGCAUGCCACUCACCUUUAUGAGCACAAUACUGUAGUUGGUAGACAGUGCUAACGCUGUCAAUCAUAAUGUUAUUAUUUUGUAUAUCUCUAUAGAAACUGUGGCUAGCAUUCUGUUGUCCUUGAAGGAAAAGAAAAUGCUGGCCUUCUAAUGAUGCCCUGUCCUGUUUUCCGCAAGGUGUGAAACUCACCAACAGAUCUCUCCUGAAAUGACAGCAGAACUUUCAGGCUUGUUUUAAAUGGUUCAUUUGCAGUUUGUUGAUUGGGAGGGGGGCUCAUAAAAAGUGACAGUUUACCAUGUAAAACUUGUAUGUAAAAUACAUAAUAUUAAAAACUAAUAAACUAUAAUAAGAAA